This is a messenger RNA of Sciurus carolinensis (gray squirrel), 4864 nucleotides long. RefSeq names its product protocadherin beta-7. Gene Ontology annotation, molecular function: calcium ion binding. NCBI's taxonomy places the organism in Eukaryota, Metazoa, Chordata, Mammalia, Rodentia, Sciuridae. Gene Ontology annotation, biological process: homophilic cell-cell adhesion. The coding region runs from base 142 to 2544 and encodes 800 amino acids. The record is from RefSeq and is a predicted model, not a curated record. The transcript has 3 exons. Gene Ontology annotation, cellular component: plasma membrane.
ACCGUCAUCGGCAUAAGGGGAAAGUGGGAAUCGCUCCCCACAAGAAAUGCUUUUAUCCCACCAUUUCUAAGGAUUUAGUUGCUCCCAUUUCUGAGAUCUGCUUGAGGCCGAGUGGUUGUGUUUUUGAAAGAUUGACAAAUAAUGGAGGACAGAGGGAAGCGUGCUGUACAGAAAAGGCAAGUCCUAUUUCUUUGUGUAUUUCUGGGAAUGUCUUGGGCUGGCGUGGAACCGCUUCGGUAUUUUGUGGCAGAGGAAACUGAGAGAGGAACUUUUCUGGCUAAUCUAGCAAAAGACUUGGGGGUGGGGGUGGGGGAACUCUCAGACCGACGGUCUAGAAUUGGUUAUCGUGGGAAUAAGCUACAUUUGCAGAUCAAUCAGGAGACCGGGGAUUUGUUACUAAAUGAAAAACUGGACCGGGAGGAAUUGUGCGGGCACACAGAGCCCUGUGUGCUGCGUUUCCAGGUGAUGCUAGAGAAUCCUUUAGAAUUUUUUCAAGCUGAGUUACAAAUAAUAGACAUAAAUGACCACUCCCCUGUGUUUUUGGACAAAGAAAUGUUGCUAAAAGUAUCAGAGAGCAGUUCUUCUGGGACUACAUUUCCUCUGAAGAAUGCUCAGGACAUGGAUGUAGGCCAAAAUAAUAUUGAGAACUAUGUAAUCAGUCCCAACCCGUAUUUUCGGGUCCUUACCCAAAAACGCAGUGAUGGCAGGAAAUAUCCCCAGCUGGUGCUGGAGAAAGCGUUGGAUCGAGAGGAGGAACCUGAGAUCAAGUUAACCCUUACAGCACAGGAUGGCGGUUCUCCACCCCUGUCUGGCACAGCUCAGAUCCGCGUAGAAGUCAUGGACAUCAAUGAUAAUGCCCCUGAAUUUCAGCAGCUCAUCUAUAGGGUGCAGAUUCCUGAGGACAGUCCGAUAGGUUUCCUGAUUGUCACAGUCUCUGCUACAGAUAUAGACCUUGGAGCCAACGGAGAGAUCUCCUAUUCACUUUUCCAGGCUUCAGAUGAGAUUAGCAAAAAUUUUGCAAUCAAUCCCUUGACAGGAGAAAUUCGACUGAAAGAACAACUUGAUUUUGAAAGAGUUCAGUCCUAUGAAAUCAAUAUAGAGGCGAAAGAUGCCGGAAGUUUUACUGGAAAAUGCACGGUUCUGACCCAAGUCACGGAUGUUAAUGACCAUGCCCCAGAAGUUACCAUGUCUGCACUUACCAGUCCCAUCCCUGAGAACUCUCCUGAGACAGUGGUUGCAGUUUUCAGUGUGUUGGAUCUUGAUUCAGGAGAAAAUGGGAAAAUAAUUUGCUCCAUUGGGGAGAAUCUACCCUUUUUCCUGAAAUCUUCAGUGGAAAACUUUUACACCCUAUUAACAGAGAGACCGCUGGACAGAGAAAAAACAGCUGAGUACAACAUCACCAUCACUGUCACUGAUUUAGGAACACCAAUGUUGAAAACACAACUUAACAUAACAGUGCAGGUAUCAGAUGUCAAUGAUAAUUCGCCAAUCUUCUCGCAAACAUCCUACACCCUGUCGGUGUGUGAGAACAACCAGCCUGCCCUGCACAUAGGCGGCGUCAGCGCCACAGACAGAGACUCAGGCAGCAACGCCCAGCUGACCUACUCGCUGCUGCCGCCCCAGGACCCGCACCUGCCCCUCGCCUCGCUGGUCUCCAUCAACGCGGACAACGGGCAGCUGUUCGCGCUGAGGGCGCUGGACUUCGAGGCCCUGCAGGCGUUCGAGUUCCGCGUGGGCGCCACAGACCGAGGCUCGCCCGCGCUGAGCAGCCAGACGCUGGUGCGCGUCGUGGUGCUGGACGACAACGACAACUCGCCCUUCGUGCUCUACCCGCUGCAGAACGCCUCUGCGCCCUGCACCGAGCUGGUGCCCAGGGCGGCAGAGCCGGGCUACCUGGUCACCAAGGUGGUGGCGGUGGACGGAGACUCGGGCCAGAACGCCUGGCUGUCGUUCCAGCUGCUCAAGGCCACGGAGCCCGGGCUGUUUGGCGUGUGGGCGCACAAUGGCGAGGUGCGCACCGCCAGGCUGCUGAGCGAGCGCGACGCGGCCAGGCACAGGCUGGUGGUGCUGGUCAAGGACAAUGGCGAGCCGCCGCUGUCUGCCAGCGUCACGCUGCACGUGCUGCUGGUGGAUGGCUUCUCGCAGCCCUACCUGCCGCUGCCGGAAGUGGCGCCCGAGCGCGCGCAGGCCGACUCGCUGACAAUCUACUUGGUCAUCGCCUUGGCCUCGGUGUCGUCGCUCUUCCUCUUUUCCGUGCUGAUGUUUGUAGCAGUGAGGCUGUGCAGGCGUCGCAGGGCGGCGCCGCUGGGUGUGUGCUCUGUGCCUGAGGGCCACUUUCCUGGUCACCUGGUGGAUGUCAGUGGCACUGGCACCCUGUCCCAGAGCUACCAGUAUGAGGUGUGCUUGACAGGAGGCUCAGGGACCAGUGAAUUCAAGUUUCUGAAGCCAGGUUUACCUAAUUUCCAAGUCCGUUCCCUUGGGUCAGAAAUGGAAGAAAACCGCAACUGUAGAAAUGACUUAGGCUUCAAUAUUCAGUUAAAAUAAUCAUUUUUAAUAUAUGGUAUUUUAAUUUCGUGGCAAAUUCAAAGUGAUGGUUUUUAUGUCAGAGUGUUAUGAAUUUUUAAAUCACACUAAACUAGCCUGAAGUAUUUAGGUUUUCACUGGUUUAAAAUAUUGGUUUCUUAUCUUUUCUCUAUGUUUAUAAAAUGAGUGAUACUAAAUCUUGCCUUUCAAACACUGCUGAUGUCAAUGGUCAUAGAAAUCUUUGUUCUGCAAUAGUUUAGGAAUGGGGAGGAAGACUGGAAAAUUAAUUCUACAUACUCAAUUGCAAUUCCUUGUAUAUUUUUUUAGUUGUUAAAGCAUGACUCUAUCUACAGAGAAGUAAUGUACUAAUAAUCUGUCUAAUCAGGAAGGAAGAUAACUGUACAGUGAGAAUAUUUGGGUCAUGCUUUAUUUUAUCCAGAUAGUACUACUCUUUGAUUUUUUUUCUUAAAAUGUUAUAUAAUUGUACUUCUUUUAUCACAGAAAAGUUUUUAAGAUAAUUAUUUUAAACUGCUUUUCACUUACUUUCAUUGGUGUUAAAGGAAGGGAAAUGUUGUGCCAUAUUUAUCUUGUGAGAUGAAGUAGCAUGGUAGUGAAAUUGGCUUUUCUGCUUUGAGAAACAUUAACCAUCUGUAACAGAAAGUACAGUGACCAAUGUUCAUUCAUCUUUUCUUCUUUAGUAUCAGACCCCAAGUUUAGGGAAUUAGGGUACUUGAUCAAAAGAAUAUAUUUUCAAAUGCUUCUUGGCAGUUGGAAUUGGACACAUUACUAUGUUAUAGUCUAAGAUGUAUGCACAAAACUUCCAGGUAACUCCCAAUACUUUUUUGGUUCUGGUCCUUUCACUUGCUAGGCAGACUCUACCACUGAGUUUCACCCCCUAACCUCAGGAAGAACUUUUAGAGGGAGAUAAUUCAUCUGGAAGGGUGUCACAUUUUUUCCUUCUCCAAAAACACUGCUUUGUGGUGCUUUAAAUGUGUAUGGAAUGGGUCAUAAACAAACAGCCAUGUAGAAUUCUGAUGGUAGAAACAAUGGACCAAGACAGUGUGAUGACAUUGAGUCAUCAUGUCAUCCUCCUUCUAAACAUUUUUUACUUAAGUAAUAAGGGAACAUCUAUCUUAUGUAACCCACCACUAUUUCAGUUUUUAUGCUACCUCCAGUGGAAUCUAUUUAACAGUAAUACACAGUUAAAAUGCACAAAUCUUAGGUAAAUGGUAUGAUAUAACUGAUCUUUUUGACAUUUGUGUUUCUUGAUUUCUAAUUUAUCUAAAAGUAUUGUAUAGUGUUUUACAUUCAUUAUCUUUUUAAUCUUUUCCAAAAUCCUAAGGGAGCCAGCAUAUUAUUCCCCUUUUUACAUAUGAGGAAAUUGGAGAUUUAGGACAAUAAAGUAACUUGCUCAUGAUUCUGAGUAAAUUUGAAAUAUAAAUCUAAGUCUACCUAAAUUUAAUUCCUCAGUUCUUAACCAGUAUGCUAUAUUGGCAGGCAUUAACUGGGUGCAUUGUUUCCCAAAGAAGUAAAUUUAAUUAUUAGUUCUAAUCUUACUCCAUGAAUUAAAUUCCUAUGUGAAAAUAAAACUUUUAGCCCAUAGUUUGUAUUCAUUUUUAUACAAGUUCUGUAGAUAAAUAAAACCAAGUUUCUUGGAGAAUUCCUGUUCCUAGUAAGCUGGGUCAUAUACCACAAUUGAUCCAAAUCAGUCUGAUAGUAUUCGUGGUGUUCUUAGCAUGUCACAUUCGUUAUUGCAGAAAUGAUGGCACUGAAAAAAGAGUAGUUACUCUCUGGUUGCAUUUCUUGAAUUUUUUUAUGCUUUUUUCUUCAGUCUUCCUUUAUCAACUGUAAUGUAUUUAUAUUUGUUUUGUUUGGAAAGUUGAAACUUGCUUUAUUAUAUACAUUUGCAUACGUCCCUUAUUAAAAUUAAAUAUAUUAUAUUCAUUUUGGUAAAUCAUAUUUUGAAAGCAGUUGCUAUUCUAGUACUAGUUGUAAUCAAAACCUAAUUUUAGAAAACUACAGGCAAUAUUGUGGAGGAGUUUUCUUCACUAAAUAAUUUAGAGAUCUGGAAAUUCAGUAGAAAAAAUAUGAUGGGCUCCAGUUAUUUUCUGUUAAGAUUAACAAUGUCUUUGACAUUCCUCUUUAAAACUAUGCUGAAAAAAAACUAUGCAUGUGUCAUAAAUGACUGUUUGGAAAGAAUGACCCAUCAGAGCUGAAAUAAUUUUUCAGCAUUUGUUAUAGUACUAUUCUUGUAGAAAUUAUAACUUUUUGUUGAUUCAACUGCUAUGUGCAUGUGAAUCCAUAUUUAUGUUAAUGUGUUAGUUUUCUAUUGUUGCUUGAA